CCCACCUCUCCCUCCAAUGCGCUUAUUUCCGUCUUCCACGAGGGAGGGGAGACAUUGCGCUAGCAGGCCUUCUAUUUUGAUGACGUUCCCGCCUGCUUGCAGGCAUUAUUGACAUAUAAGAUGGCCACAAGCCCAGGCAUUCUGUGACCCAUAGACCUUCUAUCUCCAAAUCAUUGACUUAGUUCGACGGUUCGUCACCAUGUUUCGCACGUCGAGACAACUUUCCAAGCCUGCUCUCACAAUAAGACCGAAAAUUGCUAUCAACGGAGCACGACCAGCUUCCACACAACACUCUACGAAAGCAACCAAAGCAAUCAAGACCAGUUUUUGGACCACUGGACGUGUACUUGGCUUUUCAGCGUUUACCGGAACACUCUCAUAUCUUGUUGGAUCCAACAAUGUCGAUCCCUUGCAUAUUUUCGGUGCCAAAAAAACCGCAGAGCCGGUAUACGCCAAUCAGAAAGACAUGAAAAAGGCAAUCCGCGAGUUGAGAGAGUGCUUUGGCGAGGAUGCUGUUAGUACUGACGACGAUGAUCUUCAUGCGCACGGGUACUCAGAAUGGUCCUCUAUCAAUAUCGAUCAGCUGCCAGUAGCGGUUGCAUACCCCAAAUCAACAGAACAGGUGUCUCAAAUCGCCAAAGUAUGCUACAAAUACAAGAUACCCAUGAUACCAUAUUCUGGUGGAUCCAGCCUAGAAGCAAACUUUGCCGCUCCCUACGGAGGCAUGAGCAUCGACUUUUCUUUCAUGGACAAAAUUCUCGAGCUCCACGAAGAUGACAUGGAUGUUGUGGUUCAGCCUUCGGUGCCGUGGAUGGGGCUGAACGAGAGCAUCAAAGAUUCCGGCCUCUUCUUCCCCGUAGACCCAGGCCCGACAGCUAAAAUCGGCGGAAUGGUGGGCACCAGCUGUAGUGGUACCAAUGCUGUCAGGUACGGCACUAUGAAAGAAUGGGUCGUCAACUUGACUGUCGUCCUCGCCGACGGAAGUAUCAUCAAGACUCGCCGCCGACCGAGAAAGACAUCAGCGGGCUAUAAUCUGACCAACCUCUUCAUCGGUUCCGAAGGCACACUUGGAAUCGUCACGGAAGUCACACUAAAGCUUACGGUCAUACCGCAAGAAACCAGUGUGGCAGUGGUGACAUUCCCGACUAUCCGGGACGCAGCAGCAGCAUCAUCUAAAGUUAUGCGUGCCGGGGUUCCCAUCGCUGCAAUGGAAAUCAUGGACGACGUGCAGAUGGGCGUGAUCAACAAAACCGGCGCGACAAAGAGAAAGUGGAAGGAAGUUCCAACCAUGUUCUUCAAAUUUUCUGGUACCAAAGCAGGUGUGCAGGAGAACAUAAAAUUAGUGAAGGCAAUAUCAAAGGUGCACAAAGGCGGCAACUUUGAGUUCACCACCGAUGCCAAGGAGCAAAAGGAGCUCUGGUCGGCAAGAAAAGAGUCUCUCUGGAGCAUGCUGGCCUUGCGGAAGGGUGACUUAGAGGUGUGGUCCACGGAUGUCGCAGUUCCUCUGUCGCGGUUACCGGAUAUUAUAGAGGUAUCGAAGAAAGAAAUGGACGAGCUCGGGCUCUUUGCUAGUAUCCUGGGACACAUUGGUGACGGUAAUUUCCAUGAGAGCAUCCUCUACAACAGAAAGGAUCCCAGGGAGCGUGCAGCAGUUGAAAAGUGUGUCAAGGACAUGGUAGACCGAGCUUUGGAGAUGGAUGGAACGUGUACAGGAGAACACUCUAUUGGUCUGGGCAAGAAAGCUUCCCUUCUCAAAGAGCUUGGGACGGACACGCUCAAUGUCAUGAAGAGCAUCAAGCUUGCUAUAGACCCCCAUUGGCUCAUGAACCCUGGGAAAAUUAUCGACUUUCCUAGCUGAAGGGCUUCUUUGAGUAAAGACAGACUGGGGGAUAAUUCAAUGUGGAAUUGGGACUAUAGAUUUAUCGCCAAUCUUUUUAUUCGUUAGAAGUAUCAUGUAUCUAAGACUUGAUGUGCAGAAGUAACGUCCGUCACCGAGAACCGAGAUCCACCGUCUAGCGAGACACGGAACAAUACAAGC
Molecule: messenger RNA, 2038 nt
Organism: Aplosporella prunicola CBS 121167
Lineage: Eukaryota; Fungi; Ascomycota; Dothideomycetes; Botryosphaeriales; Aplosporellaceae
Exons: 4
Coding region: 200-1858 (552 amino acids)
Biological process (GO): lactate catabolic process
Cellular component (GO): mitochondrion
Molecular function (GO): D-lactate dehydrogenase (cytochrome) activity; FAD binding; D-lactate dehydrogenase (NAD+) activity
Source: RefSeq, a predicted model, not a curated record